This is a messenger RNA of Penicillium samsonianum, 336 nucleotides long. RefSeq names its product alpha/beta hydrolase. NCBI's taxonomy places the organism in Eukaryota, Fungi, Ascomycota, Eurotiomycetes, Eurotiales, Aspergillaceae. The record is from RefSeq and is a predicted model, not a curated record. The coding region runs from base 1 to 336 and encodes 111 amino acids. The transcript has 2 exons.
AUGAAGGUCGAGGGCGACUACGUUCACGCCGACGGCACCGGAAACGUUGGCUGGCAGGACCUGACCGUCGAGCAGCAAGAAAAAUGGAAUCGCACGACAAUGCACACCUCGCGCGCGGUCUUCUCGGGCGAAACCACCUAUGAGCCGUGGCACGAUAUUCCCUGCUCCUACAUCAUCUGUGAGCAGGAUCAGGCCUUGUCGCCAGCUAUCCAGGAGUUCUUUGCCUUGAAAAUGGGGGGGCCUGACACUACCCACCGCCUGCCGAGCUCGCAUUCGCCGUUCUUGAGUAUGCCCGAUCGCCUGGUGGGUGUUCUGGGAGAGACAGUGAAGGUGUAA